GGAGAAGCCGACAGUGGCUGGGAAAUGAUGGCUGAUGAAGACGGGGAAGUCAAGCAGAUCUUGCAGAAAUUGCAGGAACUGGUGGAUCAGCUCUAUUCAUUUCGAGAGUGCUAUUUCGAGACACACGGUGUUGAGGAUGCUGGAAGGAAGCAACAGGAUGUGCGGGAGGAGAUGGAGAAGACCCUGCAGCAGAUGGAGGAAGUAGUGGGUUCUGCCCAGGGCAACGCCCAGGUUCUGAUGCUGACUGGGAAGGCACUGAAUGUGACUCCUGAGUACAGCCCUAAGGCCGAGGAGCUUCUGUCCAAGGCUGUGAAACUGGAGCCCCAGCUGGUGGAAGCCUGGAACCAGCUGGGUGAAGUGUACUGGAAAAAAGGGGAUGUUGCGUCUGCCCACACCUGCUUCUCAGGAGCCCUCACCCAUUGCAAGAACAAAGUCUCCCUUCAAAACCUGUCCAUGGUGCUUCGCCAGCUACGGACUGACACUGAAGAUGAACAUUCUCGUCAUGUAAUGGACAGUGUCCGGCAGGCUAAGUUGGCCGUGCAGAUGGAUGUCCAUGAUGGCCGUUCGUGGUAUAUUCUGGGGAAUGCAUAUCUUUCUCUUUUCUUCAAUACUGGCCAGAACCCUAAGAUCUCCCAGCAAGCCCUCAGUGCCUAUGCCCAAGCAGAGAAGGUUGACAGGACAGCUUGCAGCAAUCCCGAUCUUCAUCUGAACAGGGCAACGUUACACAAAUUCGAAGAGAAUUAUGGGGAGGCCCUGGAGGGCUUCUCUCGGGCUGCAGCGUUGGACCCUGCAUGGCCAGAGCCCCGGCAACGUGAGCAACAGCUUCUGGAAUUCCUGAAUAGAUUAACCAGUCUCCUUGAGAGCAAGGGAAAGGUGAAGACCAAAAAGUUGCAGAGCAUGCUGGGAAGCUUGCGCCCAGCCCAUCUAGGCCCUUGUGGUGAUGGGCGCUACCAGUCAGCCUCUGGGCAGACGUUGACCCUGGAGCUCAGGCCGCUGAGUGCGCUCCAGCCUGGUGUGAACAGUGGUGCUGUGGUCCUAGGAAAGGUGGUAUUCAGCCUCACCACAGAGGAGAAAGUCCCCUUUACAUUUGGCCUGGUAGAUUCAGAUGGACCGUGCUGUGCAGUGAUGGUAUAUAAUAUGGUACAGAGUUGGGGAGUGCUCAUUGGGGACUCCGUAGCCAUUCCUGAGCCCAACCUUCGGCUUCACCGAAUUCAGCACAAAGGAAAAGACUAUUCGUUCUCCAGUGUUCGCGUGGAGACUCCCCUCUUGCUGGUGGUGAACGGGAAGCCGCAGGGCUCCAGCAGUCAGGCUGCUGCCACAGUAACAUCACGGCCACAGUGCGAAUGACCGUCCUUGACUUGCUGUCCAAGAAGGAGCGGAGGCGACAGGAUGAGCUCAGGGGCCCUCAGCCGCUGGGCCAGCGCCACCCAGCGACUCAGCCAGGAAGGGGGCGGGGGACCUUGUAGAUGAUGACUUUCCCUUCCCCUGCCCUGUAAGACACGUUGUGUCUCGUCUUUCUCUCCGGUUCACAUGUUCAAGCUUUCUCUGUGGCCACACACUUCCCUGGUGUAAUCUCUCCUGCCUCUUUCAUUGCUCUUGUGUGUUUUAGGCAAAGGGCAUGGAAUUGGUGGAAGUAUGGGGAUUUUGUCGUGGGCCAGAGCCCCCCCGGCUCUCGUUCUUGCCUCCUUCCGGAGCCUCGUGUGUAUAUAUCAUGGCAGUAUUUAUUGUUAAGGGAGGGGGAUUAAUUUUUUUAAUGGCUUGGUUUUUUUUGCAAUUUUUAUUUUAUUUUUAAACUUUAGGCCUUUCCCCUUGUUUGGGGCUGGAACAGAAUUAAAUUUGUUUGGAGAAAAAAAAAUAC
Molecule: messenger RNA, 1858 nt
Organism: Suricata suricatta (meerkat)
Lineage: Eukaryota; Metazoa; Chordata; Mammalia; Carnivora; Herpestidae
Gene: TTC5
Product: tetratricopeptide repeat domain 5
Exons: 10
Coding region: 25-1347 (440 amino acids)
Molecular function (GO): protein binding
Source: RefSeq, a predicted model, not a curated record